Morus notabilis is the source of this 711-nucleotide messenger RNA. Its product is annotated as protein SMG7-like. Gene Ontology annotation, molecular function: protein binding; telomeric repeat DNA binding; telomerase RNA binding. The record is from RefSeq and is a predicted model, not a curated record. Gene Ontology annotation, biological process: nuclear-transcribed mRNA catabolic process, nonsense-mediated decay. The transcript has 2 exons. Gene Ontology annotation, cellular component: telomerase holoenzyme complex. NCBI's taxonomy places the organism in Eukaryota, Viridiplantae, Streptophyta, Magnoliopsida, Rosales, Moraceae. The annotation marks the transcript as partial.
AUUUAAUGCAGUUGGAUGUUUGCCAGGGAUGUUUGAUGGAUGAUGAUAAUACAGAACGAUAAAAUGUCUGCUCCUUCUUCAAGGGAGCGUGCUCAACAGCUGUAUGACAAGAUAAAUGAGUUGGAGAAUCGGCGUCGAAGGUCUGCUCAGGCCCGAGUUCCAUCAGAUCCCAAUGCAUGGCAGCAGAUCCGUGAAAAUUACGAGGCAAUAAUUCUUGAGGAUCAUGCUUUUUCUGAGCAGCACAAUAUUGAAUAUGCUUUGUGGCAGUUGCAUUACAGGAGGAUUGAGGAACUAAGAGCACAUUUCAACGCUGCUCGUUCUUCUGGUUCAAACCCAUCGCAGAGUGUGAAGGGCCCUACACGGCCUGAUCGACUUACAAAAAUAAAACUGCAGUUUAAAACCUUUCUUUCAGAAGCAAGUGGGUUUUACCAUGAUUUAAUAGUGAAAAUCCGAGCAAAGUAUGGGCUUCCUCUGGGUUAUUUCUCUGAGAAUUCAGAUAACCAAAAUGUCACGGAGAAGGAUGGAAAAAGAUCUGCUGAAGUAAAAGGUUUGAUAUCAUGCCAUCGUUGUUUGAUAUACUUGGGCGACCUUGCACGCUACAAAGGAUUGUAUGGGGAGGGUGACUCCAAGACUCGUGAGUUUGCUGCAGCUUCAAGUUACUACUUGCAAGCUGCAUCACUUUGGCCAUCAAGUGGGAAUCCUCAUCAUCAG